AGGGCCUGUUCACACUCAGCUCUCUCAUUAUGCUGUUUGCUCACCGCUCAGCGUGAAAAAAUCAUUUCAUGUGAUUUAAAACACAGCUGGAGGCCAACUUUGAGGCAAUAAGCAUACGAGCAGAUCAUAAUAAAGAAGAAUACACGUUAGCAACAAGCUAGUGCAUGUUUAGCAGCUUUAUAAACAGCUGUUGUGGCGUUGGUGGAGACUAAAAACGGAGCUAAAAACAGGGAGAAUAUCGCCGUUCCAUUCAUCACCAGAACAGAAACACAACCCAGAAUGAAUAUUAAUGUCGCUCUUUCUGUUUCUGAAUGUGUAAAUUAGCGUCUGCUCGCUUACACGUUAGCCAAAACGGCCAUCUGCUUGCUACGCUAUAUCCGUUUUAGAACAUUAUUAGCACUGCUCCACCCACAAAUGGGCUAAAAUCACUCAUUUUAGGUUCGCGUUAAAACCUGAUGUGAGAUGUGUUUGCGGAUCUAUUUUCUUUUACCCAGAAAGGAAAAAAUCAGUUUUCUUCUCAUCAGCCAACCCCCUAAGAAACGAUGUAUGAAAGUUUGAUUAUGGUCUAGUUUAAUAACCUUAGAGCAGGGGUGUCCAACAUGCGGCCCGCGGGCCAAAACCGGCCCUCCAGAGGGUCCAAUCUGGUCCAUGGGACGACUUUGUAAAGUGUCUGAGGGAAGGCAUUAAGUGCAGAUUGUAAAUUUGUAAAAUUAUAAAUUUAAAAUAAUUUCUAGAAAAUGAACAAAACAACAAGUUGUUUGGAUCUUAAAGUAAAAUCCUAGAUUGUUCUUUUCCUGUUUUCUGUCCCAUUUUUGUCAUAUUUUGUCUCCUUUUUGUUGUUUUUGGACUUUUUAUGUCUGAUUUUUGUCAUUUUUGUCAUGUUUCACGCUUUUGUCAUUUUUUGUUUUGUUUGUCCAUUUUUGUCACUUUGAAACUUUUUGUCCAAUUUUUUGUCAUUGUUUUGUUUUGUGUUAUUUGUCUAUUUUUGUCAUUUUGUGUCUCAUUUUUGAAAUAUUUUGUCUUGUUUUUGCAGUUUUUUGUCUGACUUUUAUUGUUCUUCCACAUCUUUGUCGUUUUGUGUUUCUUUUUUGUCUCUUGUAUUUUUUGUCUCAUUUUUGUCAUUUUGUGUUUUGCGUUUUUUCGUGUUCUGUGUGUUGUUUCACACUUUUGCCAUUUUUUGUCUCGUCUGUAACUUUUUUGUCCGUUAUUUGUUUUGUUUUGUCAAAUUUUUGGUCAUUUUGUGUGUCAUUUUUGUUAUUAUGUUGUCUUGUUUUUGUUGUUUUUGGUCUUUUUUUUUAAAGUAAAACACUAUAUUAUUCAGUUCCAGAUACCUGUGACUUAAUGUUUUGUUGAAAUUGAACUUAAUUUUCUUAAGACAUUUCAGGUUGUUUGUAACGUUUUGUAGAAAGAUAAUCCUUAAAUGUGAAUAUUUUUGCACAAAAACAAAGGAAAAAUGUGGAGCUGUGGUUAUUUAUAGGUUAUUAUUCUGUGAUUUUACUGGAGGUCAGACUGGGCUGAACAAGGAACCUGAACUAAAACGAUUGUGACACCCCUGAGGUCUAUUCCUUGGGUCGUUUAUUCACAUUUCCAUGAACGUUUCCAUCUCCUCUCUGACUUUUUUAUUUUCUCAGCCUGGCCUAUAAAACAGUUCCUCUUCCUCAGCAGGGCACAGCUAUGGAUCCUACCUGCUCUGACGUGGACCGGCUGAUGAACCGCUACUACCUACCCGUCGCCUACUCCAUCAUCUUCAUCGUGGGCCUGGUGGGAAACAUCACCUCCAUCAGCAUCUACGCAACCAAACUGCGUCCCUGGAAGAGCAGCAGCAUCAUCCUGGUGAACCUGGCACUGACAGACCUCCUCUACGUCCUCAGCAUGCCCUUCCUCAUCCACUACUACACCAACCAGGAGGCCUGGACGCUCGGAGACUUCAUGUGCCGCUUGGUGCGCUCCGGGUUCCACUUGAACCUUUACGGGAGCAUCCUCUUCCUCACCUGCCUGGCGGUUUUCCGCUUCGUGGUGGUGAUGAAGCCCCUGAAGGCGGCGCAGGUGCAGCAGAAGCUUUGGGGCGUCGCUGCGUGUUCGGCCGUCUGGAUCGUCGCCGCCGCCAAAAUCACACCGAUGCUAACCGUGAUAUCGGUGGACGUGAAAGACAACAAGACCAGCUGCUUGGACUUUGCUAGCAGCAUGUCCGGCCGUGGCAUGGAGUGGUACGGCUGGCUGCUCACUGCUCUGGGGUUUCUGCUGCCCCUAGUGGUCGUGUUCAUGUGUUACAUCGGCGUUGCCAAAGAGCUGGAGAAAGGGCCCGACGCCAGCAGUCCUGCUCGGAUGAGAGCGCGCCGUGUUACCGUGUUGAUCCUGGUGGUGUUCGUCACGUGUUUCCUGCCGUAUCACGUGUUGCGUGCGUGGCGGAUAAAAAUCCAAGGGUGUGCAUCGUGCAUGGAGGAAAUAGUGCACGCCGCCUACAUCAUCUCCAGACCUCUGGCCGGAUUCAACACCUUCUUUAACUUGGCUCUGUACACUCUGUCAGGAGAGAAGUUCAGGAGGGCCUUCCUGAGCGCCUUUCACUGCCAACGUCGGCUGCAAAGGACGGUCCCUCCAGGAAUUCAUGAUGUUGCGAUCGUGCAAAUUAACGUUAAUUCAACUUUUCCGCAAUUUAGUCCCGCCUCCCAUGAGUUCCACCAAUCACAGCAGUGCCCAGCGUAACGCACGUACAUCACGGAAUCCACUUCCUUGUUUUUGGUUUGGAGAUCCAGACAUGUCCCAUUCUAAUGUCUCUCAUUCACCAACAAAAGUUCCUGCUGAAGACGUGAAAACAGUCGAUUCCCUGAUGGAUGCAGGAUGAAAUGACGGACCGAUCAGCGCCACACUGGAGCUGAACCCAAGUAGAUGAUUAGCAGCGACGAAACACAUCAAACCAAGCAUCUUAAAAUGUAAAUGUGAAGAAAUUAAAGCUUUUUUUUGAAACAUAAGACUUGUGUUUUUCGGCUAACUGAUCAAACAGAUGAUUAACUGAGAUAAUGAGUACAUAAAUCAUGCAUAGAUUGUUUCUAAAAGGUGGAUGAAGCCUCUGGAUCUUAAGCGUGAAGCCAAAUCUGCAUUCUUUCAAACAGCCAGCAGGGGGCGACUCAUGUGACUAGAUAAAGAAGUCUGAUUGUAUAGAAGUGAAUGGGAAGACGAUCCUACUUCCGACUUCAUCUGUUACAUCGUCAAACAGUUUCCUGCUGAGUUUAUAGUCUGAAUCUCUAGUAUGAAGUCUCUUUCAACAAAUAAUUUUGUGAAAUGUCUAUUUUGAAAAGCAGGGCGUGUUUUAUGAGGAAUGGAAAAAGCGCUCAGAAGUGAUCAGCCAUGAUUCAUAAUCUCCACCUUUAUUUGAAAUGCUCCACUUCAGACUGUAUCAUGCUUUGUUGCAGUGAAGUGAUUUUCCGGGCUGACACCUCCUGCAGCUUCU
Messenger RNA from Acanthochromis polyacanthus (spiny chromis), 3448 nucleotides. RefSeq names its product 2-oxoglutarate receptor 1-like. NCBI's taxonomy places the organism in Eukaryota, Metazoa, Chordata, Actinopteri, Pomacentridae. Gene Ontology annotation, molecular function: G protein-coupled receptor activity. The coding region runs from base 1675 to 2703 and encodes 342 amino acids. Gene Ontology annotation, cellular component: plasma membrane. The record is from RefSeq and is a predicted model, not a curated record. Gene Ontology annotation, biological process: G protein-coupled receptor signaling pathway. The transcript has a single exon.